This is a messenger RNA of Elaeis guineensis (African oil palm), 741 nucleotides long. Lineage: Eukaryota; Viridiplantae; Streptophyta; Magnoliopsida; Arecales; Arecaceae. The record is from RefSeq and is a predicted model, not a curated record.
GGAAACAGCGGAGAGCCCAAAACCAGCAGCAUCUCAUCCCUGGUUUUCUCCCAACCCCAUCAUUUGGCCUCCCUUUAUACAUCCACGCUCCUUCAAAAGCUCUCACCAAACUCGCCAAAGCAAACUGCUUUCUUCCACUCAUCUACCCAAAGAUCGGAGUACUCGGAAAAAAGAGAGAUAGAGAAAAGAAAUGAGCUCUGCAAGGAAGGCUUCUUUGAUUGUGGCAGCGAGCAUAGGGGCAGUGGAAGCUCUAAAGGACCAAGCGGGGCUGUGCCGGUGGAACCAUGCCAUGGGAUCUCUCAACCGGCAGGCAAAGAACAGCCUGGGUUCCUUCUCUCAGGCCAGGAGAAUCUCUUCUUCUUCUAACAUCGAGACGAGGAAAAGAAGGGAGGGGGCUGAUGAGAAAGCCAAGCGAUCGGAGGAGUCGCUAAGGAAAGUUAUGUACCUGAGCUGCUGGGGUCCUAAUUAGAACUUUAGAAGCAGGGGAGAUCCAGAAGUCUAUGGAGUCUCAGUUCUGGGGUUUCUCUCCGUUUGUAGUUAUUUGAGAACUUUCUAAAUGCAAGUCUCGAGUAUACAAGCAUAUACCAUGAUUUUGGAAGUGACCACUGGAAUUCUUGUCUGAUCUCUAAUUGCACUGUUGAGGUUGUUCUCUCACUCUUGUUGGUUUUGGUUAUGUGAUCCUUGGAUUUAGCUGUGAAAUGGAAAUUUAGGGCCAUUUUGGCGCAUUAAAUGGCUUAGGCA